AAUAUCGCAAGCUAUGCAUUCGUCUGCUCACGCUGAGCGCCAAUUCUCCGAAUGCAUACUCGGUCGCUACGUGCCUUUCGCUCAGCGGCACUUAGCUUACAGAAACCUCCAUUAGCGACACAUCCUGGUCGACUUUUUCACGCCUCUACCCCUGUCAGAGCUGCCGAUGAUGGCAAUACCGGGCCCCGCGACGACGGAAGUAAGCCCGAGAAGGAGAACGGAGUUGGGGAGAACGACAAUGGGGACGAAAAAUUAUUUGGAGAGAAUACUUUAGCAACAGAUGGGAAGAAUCAGGGUCGGAAGAGGCCCGGAAAUGGCUCCUUGAAGUCUCGCAUCGUGCGCAAUCGGAGACCUGAAGAGCUGCCCCCUGUCCAUGUGCCCAAGUCGUUUCUUUCCAAGGCUAUUAGUCGUUCUGGAGAUACGGAGACGCAUUCUGGACUUAGCAAGAUUAGUGAGAGGGAUGCGCGUAUUAUGCUAGAGGAUGCAUUAUUCCAUUCGCCAAAGGAGCGAAUGUUAGAUGCGCAUCUCGCUUAUCUAGUCGAAGCUACGGCAUGGACCGAUGAGACGCUAGCUGAAGUUCGACAAAUGCUAGACUCUGAUAUAGAUGCGGAUUUGAUACAAAGAAAGGGGAAUAUAUUAGUUGCUGCCGCUUUCUGGGCUGCGGUCAUGUCGGCUCGGAUGACCCACGGAAAGAAGGCGGUCGACCAGUUGCAUGAGCAGAGUCCGGUUUCAAAUUCGGGGGAUCUACUCACAGCUCUCACAUACGGGAGGCUAUUUGCCGCGGGAGAGGAGCUGCCACAGCUAAGCCAUGCUAAACAAAUAAUUGACAAUGCGUUGAACGACUCUCCUCUGGAAGCGUCCACAGUCAGCUGGUUUGAGGAGGAACUGAUCGAGGAUGUUGUAGCCUCCGUCAACGCGGAUUUGUUAAUACAAGCCCCAGAGAAUGUCAAGCUCACAGAUCUACGGCGGCCUAUUACAAUCAUCAAUACACCUGAAAGCUCGGGGUAUUUCGUACCCCACGACAUCUUACGCCACGUUGCUACUAAGUUAGAGGCUGAUGUCCUACAUCUAAAGUCUUCUGACAUUGCGUACAUCGUUGGUAGUUACCUUGGACAAGACCCUGUGAGAGCGCCCGGCGCGAUAUCACAAUUAGGAUAUAAAGCUGCGGAGAAUAGCGGAAGAUUAAAACGAAACCGUUCCGCUGAGGAAGCGGACGAAUCUGAGGAUGUUAGGUUGCCUUUCAUCGUGCGUGAUGACGGACGUAGGAAAGAGAGUAAGAACUACUUGGUACUAAUGGACGAAUACCUAAACGGGUCAACCCGAAGAAAAGACGACGAUCUCUGGAAGGACCUCAAAUUGAGCGCGGUGCUGGAAGAGCUUGUGCACUGCGCCGAUUCCGAGCCUCCCGAGCAGAGGCCGCUCAUCGUUCACAUCAAUGACUAUAACGCUAUCAAUAUGGACACGGCGUGCGGUGCCAUGAUCAUAGCCAAACUUCGAAAAACCGUCGAUGCACUCUGGGCAGACGGUCGAAAAAUCGUGCUAGUCGGGUCUUGUUCAACUAAGGGCGCGCCGAAGCCUUAUAUCAGCAACCUAAGAGAACUCGAAUCAUCAGAACGCGUGAUUACUCUCCGUCCAGCUACGGAAGGGUAUAUAGCGCGAAGCGCAUUGGCAAACGGAAUUAUGUCCGAUACUACAACCCUAAGGGUAAGCAAAAUCAUAUCUGGAGUUAGCAGUGCAAUGGCAAGACGAAUCAUGUUUGAAAACAAGCGCCAGUAUCUGGAAGCAAGGGAUUUUAUAAAAGAAAACGAGGAGAAUCUUGUGAGAAUAUUAUCAUCCAUGAUUGAGCCUCCCUCCGAAUCCCUAAUAGCGACAACCGGGGAGAUUAAGUUGAGUCAAAUAGACUACAGAAAGCUACCAGAGUCAUGGACGAAGAGCAUUUUGCCUCUUAAUGAGGUGUAUCGCAUCGCAACCAUGAUGAUUGGUUACUCUAAGGACCCGAGCGAUGUAUUUAACAUUGAAUCCUUAGAACGAGUUGUCGACAUUGUCGAAAGACAUGAGAGGUUAAGAGACAGAUACGCCAAGAUUACAGCGGCAGGGGAAAAGAACCAGCGAAGGGAAUCGAAAGAGUUUAUCGACGCGCGCAAGCUCUUCUCUUCAGAAGAGGACCACGAAGAGAGGCUUGAGUCAGGUCUUGUGAAUGCACAGGAUAUUCGCACUACGUUUCAGGAUGUCCAUGCACCGAAGGAGACGAUCGAGUCGGUUAAGAUGCUAACUACGCUUUCUCUGAUCCGACCUGAGGCUUUCUCUUAUGGUGUCCUUGCUACAGAUAGAAUCCCGGGGUGCCUUUUAUACGGACCUCCCGGCACGGGCAAGACGCUAUUAGCGAAGGCGGUGGCUAAGGAGAGCGGGGCCAAUAUGAUCGAGAUUUCGGGUGCAUCUAUCAACAACAAGUUCGUCGGCGAGAGCGAGAAGAACGUGCGGGCCCUAUUUCAGUUAGCCAAGAAGAAGGAGCCGUUAGUAAUCUUUAUCGACGAAGCGGAUGCGCUUCUCGGCGCUCGAGGCAGACGUGACCUAGGUUCCCGCCGUGAGACAAUCAACCAGUUCCUACGCGAGUGGGACGGGAUGGACAAAACAAAGGCGUUCAUCAUGGUAGCGACGAACCGGCCAUUCGACCUAGACGAGGCUGUGCUCCGGCGACUACCCCGUAAGCUACUAAUCGACCUCCCCCUCGAGGCCGACCGCGCGGCAAUCCUCCGGAUCCACCUCAAAGACGAGAUCCUAGACGAGGAAUCCGUCUCAAUCGAAAACAUCGCCAAGCGCACGCCCCUGUACUCAGGCUCAGACCUCAAGAACGUGUGCGUGGCAGCGGCCAUGGCGGCUGUCAAAGAGGAGCUGGAGCUAGAACAACAACAACAGCAGCAGCAGCAGCAGCAUCAACAGCAACAAGAAGGCAAAUCCGAGGAGAGUAGCGACGGCAUGAAGAGGCGCGUGCUCGCGGCCCGGCACUUCGACAAGGCGCUCCAGGAGAUCGGGGCCAGCGUGUCCGAGGACAUGGCGACGCUGACGGCGAUCCGCAAGUUCGACGAGAAGUACGGGGAUGGCGGGGCCGCGAAGCGUCGCAGGCGUAAGGGUAUGGGGUUUGGGGUGGGGCCGGAGGCGGUGGAUGCGUCGGAGGCUAGGGUUAGGAGUGGGAGGUAAGGUGAGGUGAGGUGUUUGUGCAUGGACGGGGCUGGGGCUUAUUGUCUGUAUAUUAGGUGAUAUACUGGCCUUGCAAUGAAUCUACUGUGUAUAUCGGAUUACUGACAGCCUGACCUUGUGUCUUCUACCCUAUUCUUCCCCAUUUUGCAGUUCUAAAGUUCCGGUCCUUUUCCCUCUUCUGCCUCUGUUUCUACUAGUAUCUUUAUGGGGUUUGCCUCUCUUCCAGCCCGCUGCUUGUAGAUUUCAUGUUUCAUGUCGUGUAACCCCAGAUGCAGCCUCAUCUCUCCAUCUCUGCUUCCACCCUAU
Daldinia loculata is the source of this 3504-nucleotide messenger RNA. RefSeq names its product AAA-domain-containing protein. NCBI's taxonomy places the organism in Eukaryota, Fungi, Ascomycota, Sordariomycetes, Xylariales, Hypoxylaceae. The transcript has a single exon. The record is from RefSeq and is a predicted model, not a curated record. Gene Ontology annotation, cellular component: mitochondrial outer membrane. Gene Ontology annotation, molecular function: ATP binding; ATP hydrolysis activity. The coding region runs from base 52 to 3198 and encodes 1048 amino acids.